Messenger RNA from Fonticula alba, 1340 nucleotides. RefSeq lists its product as hypothetical. The record is from RefSeq and is a predicted model, not a curated record. The transcript is spliced from 3 exons. Bases 76 to 1278 code for a protein of 400 amino acids. Gene Ontology annotation, molecular function: protein binding. NCBI's taxonomy places the organism in Eukaryota, Rotosphaerida, Fonticulaceae.
CCCCCCUCCUCCCCUCCCCCUUGAUCCCUUGCUUUCUGUUUCCCCCUUUCCCUCGGUAAGUCUGCCCCGUGCGUGAUGCUCGGCCUCCUUGGUGCCUCUCGGAGCGCGGCCGCCGCUUGGCGUCUGCCGACCCAGGUCGCGGUGGCAGCGGCUGUCGGUCCGAUGCCCGGGCGAAUGUUUGCCAGCCAGUCUGGCGGCAAGACGCCCACGACACCCACCCCCAGCACCCCUGCUCCUCCGAAGGAUUUCAUGAAGGCCAUCUCCGAGUUGCCGGAUCCGAAGUUGGAUUACACCCACCAGGCAGAUCCGGCGCCGGCAGCCAAGGACGGCCUGGUGGGGCGCCUGUUCCGGCCGUCCCCCCCGAAGGCCCCUUUGCACCCGAGCAAGCUUGCGCCCAGCACGUCGGCCCUGCACCGGUACCUGGCCAGGAAUGAGGAGGAGCUGAAUAUCUUUCUGCGCCGGGCGCCGGAGCAGGAAGUCCGGCCAGUGGGGCCGCCGCCUCCGCGUGUGGCCCGGGCCAUGCGCAAUGCCCACCGGUUCAUCGCGCCGGAUGUCCUGCGCCAAGCCGAGCAGGAGUACAACGAGACGCGCUUUCUCAUGUCCUACCAGGGCCUGGACGAGGACAACCUGAUGGUCAUCCUCCGGCACUUGGAGACGGCCGCCUCGCUGGGACACGUGCAGGCGUGCUAUGAGCUGGGGUUCCUGAUGUCGCGCGGCAUCGCCGACUUGGACCGGAAUAUCUACCAGUCCAAUCACUUUCUGCAUCAUGCCGCCGAGGCCGGGCACCCGGAUGCCAUGUUCCUCCUGGCGAUGACCAUGCGUGGGACCCUGGAGCGCACGGUGGCCCGCGACCACCAGGAGUACCUGGACUUGCUGGGUCGGCUUGUUGACGAAUUCAACUACCCCCCGGCCAACAUCAUGUUGUCGAACGCCUACAUGGCCGGCGAUAUUGUCCCGCUGGACAUCGGCCGCGCGGCUGAGCAUGUCCGCCUGGCAUUGAUCGGCGACUCGAUCGAGGAUGGCGGCAAGGGGCCCCUCCCGGAGGCCAACCUCCUCUAUGCCAUGUACCUCGUCCGCUAUGGGGAUCAAACUCGCCCGGAUCUCAGCUUCCGUGAGCGUAUUGCCAUGGCCUCGAGCCUUGCCGGCCGGGCAGCCUCCUUCACCAAUCCCUUCCUCUUCAAUGAGGAAUUGCUCACCGUGGCCAAUAUCUGGUACUACUGCCUGUCGGAUCUCGACGCCUGGCUGGAGUCGGUGAGCGAUGGCAGCGCAUUCGAGUGAGCGUGCAGUCUGCGCAUUCGGCUGAUACCCUCCUUUUUUCAAUUAUAGACAGAUCACUUCCC